Molecule: messenger RNA, 3404 nt
Organism: Micromonas pusilla CCMP1545
Lineage: Eukaryota; Viridiplantae; Chlorophyta; Mamiellophyceae; Mamiellales; Mamiellaceae
Exons: 2
Coding region: 1-3351 (1116 amino acids)
Biological process (GO): protein phosphorylation
Cellular component (GO): mitochondrion
Molecular function (GO): RNA helicase activity; nucleic acid binding; protein kinase activity
Source: RefSeq, a predicted model, not a curated record
AUGUCGAACUUUCCCCAGCCGAGAGGCGGCGGCGGUGGUGGUGGUGGCGGCGGCGGCGGCGGCGGCGGCGGCGGCGGCGGCGGCGGCGGCGAGAAGAAGAGGAGGCGUGGCGGACGAGGAGGAUCGGGCGAAUCCGGCGGCCGCGGAGGCGGCGGCGGCCGAGGCGGCGGCCGAGGCGGCGGCCGCGGCGACGGCGGUCCUUCGUUCCACAAGCCCUCCGGCGGCGCCCCCAACGCCCCCGGGCAGCACGUCGUCGUCCAGAACAACAACAACGGCGCGUCCACGACCUCGUUCGCGGCGCUCGGCCUCUCCGCGCCGUCGCUGCGCGCCAUCUCGGAGGUGAUGAAGUUCACGCACGCGACGUCCGUGCAAGACCAGACGCUCCCGCCGAUCAUGAAAGGCCUGGACACUCUCGCGAGGGCAAAGACCGGCAGCGGGAAGACGGUCGCGUUCUUGCUGCCGACGAUCGAGCUCUUGCACCGGACCGGCCCCGCGCCUGGGAACGGAUCCGUGUCGUGCCUCGUCCUCUCCCCGACGCGCGAGCUCGCGUCGCAGAUACACGAGGAGUCCAAGAGCCUCCUGGCGUUCCACAACUUCAAGUCCCACGUUGUGUUCGGCGGGACGAACAUCAACUCCGAGCGGGGGCGCAUGAACGGCGGUCGGUGCGACUUCCUCGUCGCGACGCCCGGGCGUCUCAUCGACCACUUCGAAACCUCCGGCUUGCAGCCGAGGUGCGCGAACCUCAAGGUGCUCGUCCUGGACGAGGCGGAUCAACUCCUCGAGAUGGGGUUCAAGCCCGCGGUGGACCGAAUCUUAUCGUUCAUCCCGAGAGAGCGCCAGACCUUGUUGUUCUCCGCGACGGUCCCGCAGCAAGUGAGGAACAUCGCCGCGAACGCGUUGAGACCGGGCUACGCGUACGUGGACUGCGUCGGCGAGGAAGACUCCGCGACGAACCUCCAAGUCAAGCAGUGGCUCACGAUCGCGCCGCUGGACGAUCACCUUAUCCUCCUCGUGCAGCUCAUCAACAUGCACCAACAACAAGAGCCGAACCACAAGGUGAUGUGCUUCUUCCCGACCGCGCGUUCGACGCAGCUCGCCGCGGAGUUGUUCGAAGCGCUCGGAAAGCCCGUCACGGAGAUUCACUCGCGGAAGUCGCAAGGGCACAGGACGAAGGCCGCGGACCAGUUCAGGGCGUCCAAGUGCGCGGUGAUGAUGUCAUCCGACGUCACCGCGCGCGGGAUGGAUUUCCCGGACGUCACGCUCGUGAUUCAGGUUGGUCUCCCGUCGUCCAAGGAGCAGUACAUUCACCGGUUGGGACGCACCGCGCGCGCGGGGAAGACGGGCGAGGGCCUCCUCCUCCUCGCCCCGCACGAAGAGUUCUUCGCGAGGCAGCUCAGGGAUCUCCCGAUCACGCCCGCGCCCGCGACCGUGGACGGGAACAUCGCGAGCGCGGUCGCGAACGCGCUCGCCAGGGUGGACAUCAGGACGAAGGAGCAGGCGUACGUCGCGUGGAUGGGGUUCUACAACGGCUCGUGCGGUAAGAUGGGCUGGGGGAAGCCCCAGCUCGUGCAGGAGGCGAACCGGUACGCGCUCGAGGUGUUAGGGUGCCCGGGGAUCCCCGGGAUUCUGAAGAAGACCGCGGGGAUGAUGGGGCUGAAGGGCGUCCCGGGGCUGAACUUGGUCACCGACCUCCCCGGGCAGGGCGGCGGCGGCGGCGGCGGUCGCGGCGGCGGCGGCAACCGUGGCGGCGGCGGCGGCGGGCGCGGCGGGCGCGGCGGCGGUACCGGCGAGAUCGUGACGUCCACGAGCGGCAGCGGCGCGUCGUUCGUCAUUCGCGGUCUCCUCGGCCGAGGCUCGUUCGGGACGACGUACGAGGCGGAGACGGAGGACGGAACGAUCGUCGCGCUGAAGUGCCUCGCCCUCAGGGAGCAGAGCACCUGGAAAGCGCUCGAGCUCUUCGAGCGCGAGGCGAAGGUCCUGAAGAACCUGUCGCACCCGUCGAUACCGGACUACGUGGACUACUUCGAGAUCGACACCGCGGAGGACAGGAAGUUUUGCCUCGUGCAGCGGGUCGCCCCGGGGACGACGCUGGAAUCCCUCGUCGACGGCGGGUGGCGACCUUCGGAGACCGAGGUGGAGGACGUCGCGCGGCAGCUCCUGGAGGUGCUCUCCUACUUGGGCUCCCUGCGCCCGCCCGUGGUGCACCGCGACGUGAAGCCGAGCAACGUUCUCUUGGACCGCGCGACCGGAGAGGUCAGCCUCGUGGACUUUGGCGCCACCGCGGACGCGGCGGUGUCCGAGGCGCUCGCCUCCGGGAUGGGCAAAGGGAUGGGGUCCACGAUGGUGGGGACGUUCGGGUACUGCGCCCCGGAGCAGAUGAUCGGCGGCGUGACCCCAGUCUCGGACUUGUACUCCGCGGGGGCGACGAUCUUGUUCCUGCUCGCCGGUCGCUCGCCGGCGAGCCUGCCGCAGAGCCGGCUGAAGGUCAACUUCCGCGGCGCCGUCCAGAUCGAAAACCCGAGGCUAGAGAGGGUCGUCGCGACGCUCAUGGAGCCCUCACCGGAGGACCGGUUCCAGACCGCGGCGGACGCGAUCGAGGCGCUCGUCUCCACCCGAGGCGGGAUCAUGGGCGGGAGAAACUUCCGCGGCGCGCGUCUCGCGAGCGACGACGACGACGGCGACUUCGCCACCGCGGACGGCGCGCCGGGGAGCACGUGGGACGAUUUCGACGCGGCGCCGGCGCCGGGGCCGCGCGCGCCCGCGGGGACGAGCUCGCGGGGACGAGGUUUGGACGCGACGCGCCCGCGGCGACGGACGAAGAAACCCGCGAACUCGCGCGUCAUCGUCGAGAGGGAAGGAAAGACGAAGCUCCUGAUCGUCAUCCCACCCGCGGGGCUCACCGCGAACGCGGCGGCGACGGGCGGGUUCGCCAUCCUGUGGAAUUCGAUCGUGGCGACGUGGACGGUGAGCGCGCUCGCGGGCGGGGGGAUACUGUUCGCCGCGUUUAGCAUCCCGUUCUGGCUCGCGGGCGGGGGGGUCGCGAAGAUGGCGUACGAGGAAGUGUUCGAAGCGUCGAGGCUGACGCUGGACGCCGCGCCGGGGACGUACGCCCUGGACGUCACGGCGACGGGGUUGAAAAACGACGUCGACGCGGGGGACUUGGACGACGUCACCGGCGCGCGGAUCGUCGUCGAGAGCACGACGAACGACGUGCCGAAUUAUUGUUUAGAGCUCGAGAUCGGCGCGAAGGAGGUCAGGUUCGGUCGGGGGUUGAAACUCGUGGAGUUGGAACACCUGUGCGCGGAGGUGAACGCGUUCUUGGACGUGGUUCAGAUUGGAGGAGGAGGUUGAAAUUAGCCGACACCCGCGGUCCUGUCUGUCGCGACGAAACAAAUAAAUCGUUU